GUUUUAAGAAAGUUGCGGUUAGGAAUGGUCUCACAGUAAGUGGGCGACGUGUGUAUAAAAUCUACCGUUUACCUAAACUGCAUAAGUGCUGCCACUUUCGCUACUCAAAAAGCCAAAGUUGAUGAGUUGAUGAAUGUAGAUAUAACAAAAGGAGACUUAUGGUAACGUGUUUAGCUUGUCGCUAUUGUCCACCCUAGGUAUAUCCUGUCUCUUAACUGGUGGACGAAGUGGGAGGAAUUUGUGGACUCGGUUUCCAAAAGUGGGAUGGUUGAUGAAACCUCGGAAGAGUAUCCAGGAAAAGUUGAUAACAGUGAUAUUUUAUGUGAUGGAAAAUUAAAAGAAAACUUGCUCUUAGAAAAUGACAUCACGUUAAUACCUAGAAAUGUGUGGAAGCUGUUUGUUGAUUUUUAUGGUUGUACGCACUCAGACAUUUCAGUCUUCGAACGGCGUGCCAUCCAAGCUCCAAAGUCAGCGGAAAUCGAAAUAUAUCCACCUCACUACUCAUUCUACUUAAAUCCUCCAAAUUCAAGUGCCACUUUCCUGUUUGAAGGGACAUAUUGCAAGUUUCAGACAAUAAGAGAACUUAAACUGAUAGUCGCGCAACAUCUUAAAGCAGCACCUGGCGUGAAUGUUCACUUAUCAAUACACAAUGAGCAAAAUGAGUUUGAAGAACUAGAAGAUGAAGAUGCUACCAUAGAAGAAGCUAACCUGGAGCGUGAAAAAGUUAUUUUUGUUCAUCUGGAACCUAGAAAUGGAAUACGCAGUGACGUAUGCGUAAAUAGUUCACGUUUGAAGUCGAAUGAGUCUAUAGGAUCUCAACCUGAAUCUCAGAUGCUGUCGUUACAUGGGUCCGGUCCACCUUUAGUACCAGGAGUUUGUGGUCUCAAUAACUUGGGAAAUACCUGUUUUAUGAAUAGUGCUCUUCAGUGUAUGUCCAAUGUUCCUGCAUUAACCAGUUACUUCCUAAGUGGUAAAUGGAAGUCAGAACUAAAUAUACGUAAUCCACUUGGAUCUCAAGGAAGAAUUGCUACUGCUUACGCAGAUCUCAUUAAGCAGCUGUGGUCGGGGACGCGAGCAUAUGCUGUGCCUCGUGAGUUUAAGAUUGAAAUUGCACGUAUUGCUCGUCAGUUUUCUGGAUAUGCUCAACAUGACACUCAUGAACUACUUGUAUUCUUAUUGGAUGGACUUCAUGAGGACUUGAAUAGAAUACACUCCAAGCCUUAUAUCGAAGUGAAAGAUUCCGAUGGCAGACCGGAUAUUGAAGUUGCAAAUGAAGCCUGGGAGUAUUACAAGUCAAGAAAUGAUUCCAUCAUUGUAGAUCUUUUCCACGGCCAACUGAAAUCCACCGUAAUUUGUCCUACUUGUCAAAGGAAAUCAGUCACUUUUGAUCCAUUCGCUUCAUUAAUUUUGCCUAUACAAGAAGUAUAUAAAUAUUCGGUACGUGUUUAUGUUUGGCCGUGGACAUCCAAUAAAUCCCAACUUCUUCUAUUAGAGUUAACACUUUCCACAAUACCUUGCGGUCAAAAUAUUAUUGAAGCAUUAGAACAAGAGCGUCCACCUCUUCCAGGCUGUCAGUAUUAUAUACCAAACAAAUCUGUAGAUCGGUCAAGAUAUGCCUCCCCGAUCGUUUAUGAACUGACUGAAGGUUUCCCGAUUCCUGUACUCUGGACAAAUGAUAACAUUGCCCAGGGUAUCAACUUCCCUAUCUAUAUUAGUUUGCCGAUAAAUGAUGGUGUUACAGGAAUGACCAUUACCGUCUCGGAAGAUAUACUUAUCAAACACAUUAUUGACCGUUUACAUGCUAUUGGUAUAAAUAGUGAACCGAUCAGUGACACAUCAAAGUUAGAGGACGAAAAUACAGAUAACUCAGUUGUUUCUUGUUCGCUAAGCAACUUUCAUAGUAAUUCCCAUCCAGAUAAAUCUAAUACAACCUCAACCGAUCUCUUUGAUCAAUCGAAACGAACUACUGAAGGUACAAUUGGCAAUUUAGUCUCAUUACUCAAAGGACGUUUAUGUCUGAAGGAUACCAGAGGGCAUGAUUGGUUAGCUCACUCAGAAAAUGCUUUAAUAUCUCUCCCUUGUUCUGACGUUUAUAGUAUCAUUUUAGACUGUCAAAGUUUAGAAAUACGACGUAGACUCAAUGACAUUCGAAGCCAUGUACAACAACAUCCUGUCACACGACUUAAUGAAACUCUGAAACUUUCAGAUUGUUUCGAACGUUUUACUGACAUAGAACAAUUAGGCUCAAGAGAUCUAUGGUACUGUAGUCGUUGCAAAGCGGAGAAACCAGCUACAAAGAAAUUUGACUUGUGGAAACUUCCUGAUGUUCUUGUAGUACAAUUAAAGCGUUUCCGAUCUCAUUUACGAUUUCAUGAUAAAAUCGAUACUUUACUGGAAUUCCCACUAACGUAAGUUAAUUUUAUUGUGAGUUUCUAGUGUUAUUCAAGCUGUGAUUACAUAUACUCGUGGACCUUACUGUGUGUUCUCUUCCUUUAAUAACUAAGGUUUUAUUGUAGUGAAGGAGAACACAGGUGAGAACAACCGAUUUUUAUGUUUAGCACAGAAUUACAGAGAUACUCGAUAUAAUGGAAAAACCAUACUCCAAUGCUCCAUUUGCUAAAUGUUUAUUAAUUGUCUCAAACUUAAUUGUUCUUGUAUUUUUAUACCAAUUGAUUUCUGUUCCUAUUCUUUCCUCCUCGAUCUUCUCAACCUGCUGUCAGACAUUCUAUUCUUAAGUAGGGUUAUAUACUACUUAUGUCGACAUAAGUAGCACACCACAGGAUGUGUAAUUCUCAUGCAAUAGGUAUAGUGGCUACAAGAUUAUGUAUACCUGAAUUUUCGUUAACUUUAUCUCGCGCCUAGUUGAAGAAACCAUAUUUGGAUGUUUCUCUUAUUUAUUUAUUGGGAGUCUAAUCAAACUUAACGUUCUUGAAACAUUUUAAUGUUUUGUCUUACAAACCUGUUAUUUCGUAUAUAGUAUCAAUGCCUAGGUUGAACUUGAUAGCUUCAAAUAAAUUGAGCAUUGUAUAGAAAGUUAAUAGUGAAUAUAUUUUUGUUAUAUCCCAAUGAGUAGAAAAUUUGUAUUUCUGACGCUUUAUGACUUAAUGUAAGCCACUUCUUCAGGGUAAAUAAAUAACCGAGAUUACGGGAUAUAACAAAACAACGUAUUUAUUUUCAACUGUUUUUUUUGUAGUUUUAUUCAUUUUUUUCCAGCUCUAUUUAUUUACAUGUUCGUUCAUGGUUGAAAGUUAGAGGCGACCAAACCAAAACGUGGCAUCAGUGCUUGAAGUCACUAACUUCUGGUCUGAGCCAUAUUGAUAGAUGCAGACCACUUGGUUGGGGUCCGCAUGACUAUCGCAACCAAUGGUUGGAGACUCUGGGUGACAUGGCUCAGAAUCGAUCACAGUGGCGUAGGUGUAUACACUCUCUGUCUUCCCUUAAACUAAGAGAUUAAAAUCGCUUCAUAUCUUUCUUUCUACGAACUAAUUCUUCCUUCCUGUACUAUAUCUUUAUAUGCAAUCUUUUAUAUAUAUAUUACCACCAUUGACUUAACUACUCCUACGAAUCUGGUGUUCAUCUUGCUGCGCUACUGUGGUAUGGCAACUUGGACCGAUGCAUAUAUGUGCCUGGUCCUACUUUGUAACUGGAUGACUGAAAUAUUCAUUCACAUGUUAUUUUUCUUAAAAUAGUAAAUAACAAGGUGAUUUUCUUAUUAAGUUACAUAUGAUAAUACAGUUUAACUGUAAAGUUAAGGCAUAAUUUAAACUAAUUCAUUUGAAUUACAGUAUACUUAUUUUCCAAAUAAUUAUAGAUUAGGAUUAUUCAUAUCUGUUUAUCAUUUGACAAAUAUUAAUUGUUUUAUAUUGUGUUUUCAGGCUAGAAUUUAAUUAGAAUUCUUAUAAUACAUUUUUGUAUUUCUUUGCAUUGUUCUUCAGGGGAUCUCUCUAAUUAUUUACCACUUUCACUCUUCUCAUUCACUAGAAUGUUGAGUAUGAAUAAAAUAGUUGAUUUCAUAUUGUUUAUCUGGUGUUUAUUUCUUGAAGUUUAUUACAGCGUAUUAUUAUUAUUAGUUGUUCACAUGAUUCUGAAAAUUAUCUUGGAUAAAUUUUUCUAACAGUCUUAUUCUUUUUUAAAUGUAUUUUUACUUUGCUAAAAUCUAAUUGAACAAAUACACUAGUGGCUUAAAUUUGACUUCACGCGUACUUGAAAAGAAACCAGACGAGAAAUUUAUCUAUGACUUAGUAGCUGUAAGCAAUCAUAUGGGAUAUUUGGGUGGAGGUCAUUAUACAGCAUUUGCUUUAAACGCUCACACUAAUCGAUGGUACUUUUUCGAUGAUUCUUCAACACGAGAAUGUGAUCCUUCCAAAAUUGUAACUAGUGCAGCAUAUGUGUUAGUUUAUGUACGCCGAAAAGUUGGCUCUACACAAAUAUACAGCAUGAUCAACAGUAAUGAUGAAGAACAAGAAGAUUCUUCGUCUGAAACAGAUGAAAAUGGUCUUUCAAAUGGUGCUUUAUCUUCACAUUAUAUAACUAAAGGUUGUUUGCAAAAUAGUCGCCCUGACAACGCAAACCCAUCUUCCAAUCUUCAGGAUCAAGAUCUGAUGGAUAUUGAAUAAACGUCUUUGUCUUUUCUUUUUGUAGUUUCACUUCCUUUCAACUUAACCACAUCGCUUUGACUUAUGCAGUCACUCAUGUUUUUAUGAGUUUAUGCAUGAUUACAAUGUAUGUUAACUUGUUCAUUCUCGGUGAAUCAAGUGAAGUAAUGACAUUUAGACCUUUUUUCUGGACAAUAUCCCAUCCCCUCAUCUUAUUCUUGUUCUUCAGUUAACACAAUUCUUUAUCUCUCCAGUUACUCACUUCAGUUUUAAUUUUGGUCACAAAAAGAGUUGUUUACUAUGCAGUUUGCUUUUUGUCCCAAUGAAUGUAUAUUCACAUCGCAGUAAAAUAAAUUCAAAUCCUUAUAUUC
Schistosoma margrebowiei is the source of this 4966-nucleotide messenger RNA. Lineage: Eukaryota; Metazoa; Platyhelminthes; Trematoda; Strigeidida; Schistosomatidae. The record is from the annotation of a GenBank genome assembly.